GCCAUGCUGCAGGCCGAGCUGUUCCCGGGGCUCGGCAUUCGGCUUCUAGCGGCCUUGAUUCGGCUCAGCGAAGGUUGAACACGGCGCUAUGGAGCACUCAGGGCGCAAGGCGAAUGGUGCCCAGAAGGACACGGCGUUGUGGGGUGGUGCCCCCCAGUAUGACUACGUCCAGUUUGAGCAUUGCACCAGUUAUGGGAUCCCAUCAGAGGCCGGCCAUGAGACUGGUGGGACUGGAGACAACACGCAUUACCAGGAGAAGGCCUUCAACCAUCCUCAGCUGUAUGGCCAGUACACAGACCAGCUGCCCAGUCUUUCUGAGAAGGAAGCAGCCGAACUCCUGAGUGAGAAAAAACCUCAAGACAAUGGGCAGAGCCCCCUGAAGCGGAGCAGUCAGGCUGAAAUCAAAGAGGAACGUUACUCCAAGUGCCACGCCUGUGCCAAACGCAUCCAGAAGUAUGUUACCAAGAAGCUGGGAGAAGACUGGAUAUUCUUGGUUCUCUUGGGCCUUGUCAUGGCUUUGGUGAGCUGGGGGGUGGAUUAUGCCAGUGCCAAGAGCCUGCAAGCUUAUAAGUGGAUUUACAAAGAGAUGGGACCGAGCAUCCCAAUGCAGUUCCUGGUCUGGGUGACCUACCCCCUCAUCCUUAUCCUCUUUGCUGCCCUCUUCUGCCAACUAGUUUCUCCACAAGCUGUGGGUUCUGGGAUCCCAGAGCUCAAAACUAUUAUGCGGGGAGUAGUCCUCAAGGAAUACCUCACACCUAAAGCUUUUGUAGCCAAAGUAGUAGCGUUGACAGCUGGUCUGGGAAGCGGGAUACCUGUUGGGAAAGAGGGCCCCUUUGUGCACAUUGCCAGCAUAUGCGCCGCUGUGCUCAGCAAGUUCAUGUCCAUCUUUUGCGGUGUAUACGAGAAUGUGCACAGGCAGCUCGACCUCCUGGCAGCGGCUUGCGCAGUUGGCGUUGGAUGUUGCUUCGGGGCACCUCUUGGAGGUGUUCUCUUCAGCAUCGAAGUGACCUCCACCUACUUUGCGGUCCGAAACUACUGGCGCGGGUUCUUUGCAGCCACAUUCAGCGCCUUUGUUUUCCGAGUUUUUGCUGUCUGGAACAAAGAUGCAGUCACCAUCACAGCCCUGUUCCGAACCAACUUCCGAAUGGACUUCCCUUUUGACCUGCAGGAGCUGCCCGCCUUCGCUGUCAUAGGGAUCUGCUCUGGGUUCCUGGGAGCGUUUUUUGUUUACUUCAACCGGCAGGUGGUUUUGUCUGUCCGACGCCACACGGCUCUAAGUAAAUUCCUAACCAAAUACCGCCUUAUAUAUCCAGGAGUUAUAACUUUCUUGAUAGCAUCUGUGACAUUCCCUCCAGGCUUCGGGCAAUUUAUGGCUGGAGAGCUGAUGCCCAGAGAGGCCAUUAGCAGCCUCUUUGAUAACUACACUUGGGUCAAGCACAUAGAAGACCCCCAGAUCCUGGGGAAGUCUGCGGUCUGGAUCCAUCCCAAAGUCAGCGUGUUUGUGAUCAUCCUCCUCUUCUUCCUCAUGAAGUUCUGGAUGUCUGUCGUCGCCACUACCAUGCCGAUCCCCUGUGGAGGCUUCAUGCCUGUGUUUGUGCUAGGGGCUGCCUUUGGACGCCUGGUGGGUGAAAUCAUGGCCUGGCUUUUCCCUGAUGGGAUACUAUUUGAUGGCAUUAUUUACAAAAUCUUACCUGGAGGUUAUGCGGUAAUCGGUGCUGCGGCUCUGACAGGUGCGGUAAGCCACACAGUGUCCACAGCGGUGAUUUGCUUUGAGCUGACGGGACAGAUCUCUCACAUCCUGCCCAUGAUGGUGGCCGUCAUCCUGGCCAACAUGGUGGCCCAGAGUCUGCAGCCGAGCCUGUACGACAGCAUCAUUCAAGUGAAGAAGUUGCCCUACCUGCCUGACUUGGGAUGGAAUCAAAUCAGCAAAUACAACGUCUUUGUCGAGGAUAUUAUGGUGUGUGACGUCAAAUUCAUCUGGUCUAACUGCAAAUACCGGGAUCUGAAGGCGCUGCUACAGGACACAGCUUUCAAGACCUUUCCUUUAGUGGAUUCCACAGAAUCCAUGAUUCUCUUGGGCUCAGUGGAGCGGCCAGAGCUCCAGGGCCUUCUGCUCAGACACCUCUGCCCGGAGCGACGUCUUCGCCUUGCCAAGGAGGCGCUUCAGAAGCCAGACGAGGCACCAUACGAUGAGAAAUCUGGGUGGAAGCACGCAUCCUUUGCUUUUGUGGAUGAAGAUGAGGAUGACGAAGAGAAGACUGAACUGCCUCAGCUGCCCCCAUUAGCCUCCAGUCACCCAGAAGAACCCAACGGCCCUGUGACUCCUCACAAGCCUUUGCCAGAGACACCAACUCCUCAGGAAACUCCAGGCCAGAGGUUCUGGCGACUGACACGGCAGCUCCUGUGCUUUUACCGUCCUCCACCUCGACCAGAGCUGACUGAGCAGGAUUCAAUGGACAUUGUUGAUACCAUGAAGCCAGAGGAGAUAGAAGCUUGGGAGGAGGAGGAGCUGGAGAAAGAGGUGUGCUUCGACAGCUGCCGCAUAGACCCUUCUCCCUUUCAGCUGGUGGAGAGGACAUCCCUGCACAAGACACAUACCUUGUUCUCUUUGCUGGGCCUCACCCAUGCCUACGUAACCAGCAUGGGGAAGCUGAAAGGCGUGAUUGCAUUGCAAGAGCUCCAGAAAGCCAUUGAAGGCUCCACCAGCUCUGGCGUCCAGCUGCGCCCUCCCCUUGCCAGCUUCCGGGACGCCACCCAGACCUCAACCAAGGAGCACGCGAAAUGGGCCACACAGGCAUGGAGCAAGCCCAACGUAAACAUGGCGCCCGGGGGAACCACUGUGGACUCAGGGACGGACACCUCAGUGGCCCCCAGUAGUCCGUGUCCACAACCAUCUUCCAGCCCAAAGGACAGGAAAGAGACGCGGUCUGUGUCGGUCGCCGAUAUGGAACUGGAGGAAAUGGAGCGUACUGGCCCAGCUGCCGAAAACAUCUCGGACAUCCUGAGAGACUUCGACCUGUACCCCUCUGACCUGGACGAGGAGGAUGAAGAUGUGCGGCUAUAAUUGUAUACGGAAGGGGGCUCAAUCCACCCCCUUCACCAAGCUACUCCUGCUUCACUUGUGCUUCGGGGGGAGUCCUGCGGC
Molecule: messenger RNA, 3145 nt
Organism: Heteronotia binoei (common prickly gecko)
Lineage: Eukaryota; Metazoa; Chordata; Lepidosauria; Squamata; Gekkonidae
Gene: CLCN1
Product: chloride voltage-gated channel 1
Exons: 23
Coding region: 89-3064 (991 amino acids)
Biological process (GO): chloride transport; transmembrane transport
Cellular component (GO): membrane
Molecular function (GO): voltage-gated chloride channel activity
Source: RefSeq, a predicted model, not a curated record